AAAUGUCAGAAAAGUAAAUUGCUUACAAAUAGUUUGUAGAGCAUAAGGCAAAAUCUUAAGGAUAAAAAGCAAGGUUUUUAAAUGACAAGGAGGAUUCAGCACAUCCUUCAUAGAUGAGAAAUGCAUAACGGUUUUUGUAAUUAUUAAUAUCUAUUAAGCCAAGUCGUAAACCAAAAACUAAUUAAGAGAUGAUAAUGCUUCCAUAGCCAUCAAUUUAAUAUGUUUAACCAGUAUAAAUAAAUGAAAGAAUUAUAUUAGUAUGUUCCAAAACCUACUCCAAUUCCUGAAGCUAUUAAAUAAAUAGAUAAAAAGAUUAAAGCAUAUAAGAUGCUAAUGGAGAGAGAGAGACUGGAAAAACUGAGAGCACAAUAAUAAUAAAUAGAAAAUGAGGAUGAUCAAAAGAGAGCCUUGGAUUUUAUGACAAAUCCUUAAAUUGAAAUGUUAGAUGAAACUUAAUAAGAAGAGAUGGAAUCUAUGAUUUAGGAACAGAAAUAAUAAGAAAUUAUAGUAAAUCGAGAUGAUAACGAUAAAUGUACAUACUAAGAGGCAGUAAAAAAGAGAGAAAAGAUAUAUGAUCAUACUUUAUAAAGAAUGUAUGAGAAAAGAUAGAAUCCAGCAUUCUUUGCAGUAAAUUAUAUAUUAAGGCUAUUUAAAGAAAUUAUAAAAGAAGCCUCCUCUAUUGAACAUUACAGCAAGGAAUAAAAUUACAAAAGGUCAUGGAAGGAUUGAUCCUGAAGAACAUAGAUUAAGGGUUUAUAAUAGAGAAAAUGUACCUAUUAUGCCAGAAUUGAUUAUUCCAUCUUUUACAAUUAAAAAAGAUUAGAUGGCAAAAAAUAUAUUAGCUUAUUUGGUAUUAUAAUUUGACUUAUCUCAAUUAUUUAGAAAGAAUACACUCCUUUGUUUAGAGGAUAUAAAAAUUAUGAAUAUCCAAAAUGUGUUUAAAACAUACUCCAAGAAGAAAUUGAAUCACUUCCUAAUUAAUGA
Messenger RNA from Paramecium sonneborni, 984 nucleotides. NCBI's taxonomy places the organism in Eukaryota, Ciliophora, Oligohymenophorea, Peniculida, Parameciidae. The record is from the annotation of a GenBank genome assembly.